This is a messenger RNA of Fundulus heteroclitus (mummichog), 1368 nucleotides long. Its product is annotated as C-type lectin domain family 10 member A-like. The transcript is spliced from 7 exons. Lineage: Eukaryota; Metazoa; Chordata; Actinopteri; Cyprinodontiformes; Fundulidae. The record is from RefSeq and is a predicted model, not a curated record. The coding region runs from base 80 to 1090 and encodes 336 amino acids.
CUUGUCAUUGAUAAUGAUCUCUUGCUCUUUAUUUGUUGAAUUUUAACCGAAAAGAAAUAGAUAAACUUAAAUAAAAAAGAUGGCAGAGGACGAGGUUCUGUAUGCUUCGGUGGUUGUCAAAAGCAGGAGACCCCAAAGAGCUACAAAGGAGGAUGAAGUUGUGUAUGAUGAAGUGAAGCUACCAAAUCAAACGGUUCAGCAAACACUUGACACAAACGACUCUGCACGACUUUUAUCAAACAAGGAAGCAGAAAGAAAACAUCGUUGGUAUCAGAAGUUGGCUUGUUGCUUUGGGAUCCUCUGUGUGAUGUUGGUGUUGGCCAUCAUUGCAGUCUUUGCUCACUUUUUAUUUCCUCACAAAAGGGAUGAGCAAGAGCUGAAACAGCUGAAAGCCAAUCAAACGUUGCUGCUGGAGGAAAUUUACAACCUGACAAACCUGAACAAGAAACUCAGCUCAGAUUUGAACAUCCAGGUUCACAACCACACACAAGAAAAAGAAAACCUGAGAUUACAAAAUCAAAACCUGAUGACAGAACUUGAUGAAGUGAAAAAUAAAACCCAGAAGCUGCAGAAAGAGAAGAAAAACCUCACAGAACAAAUAGAAACUAUGGAGAAAACUUGGAAUGAGCAGAACGUCAGUCGAGCUCAGUGGAGCGUUGAUGAAUAUUGUCCUAAAGAAAACAACAAGAGAAAUUGUAGUUCUUGUCAGAAAGGCUGGACUCACUCUCAGUCCAGCUGCUAUGCAUUUAAUGAUGCUAAACCUGAGGAUCAGAAAACCUGGGAAGAAGCACGAGAAGACUGCAGAGGAAAGAUUUCAGAUCUGACUGUUGUUGAUGAUGAAGAAGAAAAGAAGUUUAUUAAAGACAAUAGUUGGGUUAAUAACAAAAUUAAAGGAUACUGGAUUGGCCUCAGAGCUGAAGGAGGGAAAUGGAAAUGGAUCGAUGGAAGUGAUCUGACCAAUCAAGCCUGGAUACAGCAGCAGCCUGUUGAUGGUCAGUGUGUAACUUCUCUCCAGCGCAGAGAAUGGAGAUCAGAGAGCUGUGAUAAAAAGAAUGCAUGGAUCUGUGAGAAGAAGGCUUUAUCUGUUUAGACAUGAAAUAUUCUGAUUGAGGGACGUUAUCUGGACUUCUUUAAAUACAAAUAAAGGAAAUGUAAAAGCUUCACAGAUUGUCUGUCUGAUAAUUCAAAAUGUAAAACAGCUUUUUUUUUAUUGUAUCACAUAUUUAUUGUAACACAUGUAGGGAUUUUAACUUGAAACCUGAUUAAAGACAUCAGAAUUUAGAAAGAGUUUUAGUGGCACUCAACAGUAAAAAGAUUUUGGAAAUUUGAGGUUUUUAUGAUUAUUUGUCAGAGCUGCAAUUUUUAGAG